Molecule: messenger RNA, 1350 nt
Organism: Aureobasidium pullulans EXF-150
Lineage: Eukaryota; Fungi; Ascomycota; Dothideomycetes; Dothideales; Saccotheciaceae
Product: proline oxidase
Exons: 2
Coding region: 1-1350 (449 amino acids)
Cellular component (GO): mitochondrion
Molecular function (GO): FAD binding; proline dehydrogenase activity
Source: RefSeq, a predicted model, not a curated record
AUGUUCCUCCAGAGUCGUGCAGCUCAUACCAUUCAAUCUCAUGCAGUGACGAAGGAGCCUCUGCCGAUUGCCUCUGGCUUAUCUGCCUUGCCCAACAAGAUGUUGGGAAGAUCGUUGCUGAUCGCCACCAUAUCUUCCAAGAGUUACCUUCUAGUUCCUUGUCUGAAGCUCCUAUCCUUUCUUUCGAAGCCGGGUGGAAGCCGCCUCCUUAGCGUGGACAAGAAUCCAUUUAUCCACGCCAUCUUGAGAAAGACAUUCUACGAUCAGUUUUGCGCUGGAGAAACUCGAAAGGAUACAGUUUCGACCAUCAAAGGUCUAAAGGAUAUGGGAUUUCGAGGAGUGAUCAUGACUUUUGCAAAGGAGACUGUCUUUGAUCAUCGAACCAAGACAGAACAUGGUGUUGGAGAAGCGUUGUUGAUCAAUAAAGAGAAAGGACUGCCAGUGGAAUCUGUCAACACGCAGAAUGCCGACAUCGAUACAUGGAGAAAGGGCACGCUGGAAACGAUAGAUCUGCUGGAGGGUACCGACUAUCUAGCAGUCAAAUUGACCGGAGCCGGACCUACAGUGACAGCAGCCUUUGCCGACCAGAUACCUCUACCAAAGCAGAUGACCGACGCCCUUGAUGAAAUCGCGACCAAGUGUCAACAGCGAGACGUUCGUAUCUUGGUUGACGCUGAGUCCCAGAGAUUCCAGUGGGGAAUCUUGGACACCACACUCAACCUGAUGCGAAAGUUCAACAGGUCAGACCGCGCUAUCAUCUACAACACCUAUCAAGCAUACCUCAAGUCAACCGCCUCGACAAUCCAGAAACACAUGGAGGCAGCGAGCAAAGAAAACUUCACCCUUGGUCUCAAGCUCGUCAGAGGAGCUUACAUCAAUUCUGAUGAACGAUCUCUCAUUCAUGAUACCAAGGAAGACACUGAUAGCGCCUACAACACCAUUGCCCUUGGAGCAUUGAAACAAGAAAUCGGAAAGUAUGGAGGUGAUGGUCUUCCAUUCCCCAAGGUAAACUUGUUUUUAGCCUCUCACAACAAACCGAGUGUGCUCGCUGCUCAUGCUCUGCACCAAAGCCGGAUCCAAGUCGGUCUGCCCACUGUCCCAGUUGGCUUCGGACAGCUGCAAGGCAUGUCUGACGAAGUCAGCUUUGGCCUUCUUGCUUUGAAGCAAAAGGAUGGCCAGACGCCAGAAGUCUACAAGUGUUCAACAUGGGGAAGUAUGAGCGAAUGUUUGGCAUAUCUUCUGAGGAGAGCUGUGGAGAACAGGGAUGCUGUUUCAAGGACUGGAGAUGAGUUAAAUGCUUUGAGGAGCGAGGCUUGGAGGAGAAUGAAGGGCAUGUUCAUUAGUCCCUAA